AUGUAUGAUCGAACAAUUUCAAUUGGCAGUGCAGGAAAAGCGUUCUCUGUAACAGGAUGGAAGUUGGGUUGGUGUGUUGGUCCAGAACAUCUCUUGACUCCACUGAAGAGGAUACACCAGAACUGUGUUUUCACAUGCAGUACUCCAACCCAAGAGGCUCUCGCGUGCGCCUUUGAAAAAGAGCUUGUUUUAUUUAAAUCUGAUCCAAGUCGUUCCUACCUCUUAACUGGUCUCCCUACCGAGCUUGGAAUCAAAUGUGAUAAGAUGUAUAAGAUGAUGUAUGAUGCCGGUUUUGAACCGAUUCGUCCUGAAGCGGGAUACUUCAUGUUGGCUCAAUUCGGAAAGCUAGACGGACCAUUCAAAAAGGCAGAUUCAACAAAUGAUCCUCUCGACUUUCGAUUCGCUAGGUGGCUCUGCCGUGAGAAGAAGCUUGCUGUUAUCCCUCCAUCAGCCUUCUAUAGCGAUGAGUACAAGGCAACGAAUGAAACUAUGAUUCGUCUUUGCUUCAUGAAAGUGAGUACCAGUUACAAAUCUUAG
This is a messenger RNA of Ostertagia ostertagi, 537 nucleotides long. NCBI's taxonomy places the organism in Eukaryota, Metazoa, Nematoda, Chromadorea, Rhabditida, Trichostrongylidae. The record is from the annotation of a GenBank genome assembly.